This is a messenger RNA of Brassica oleracea var. oleracea, 1380 nucleotides long. Its product is annotated as probable fructokinase-2. Gene Ontology annotation, biological process: fructose metabolic process. The transcript has 4 exons. The record is from RefSeq and is a predicted model, not a curated record. Gene Ontology annotation, molecular function: fructokinase activity. NCBI's taxonomy places the organism in Eukaryota, Viridiplantae, Streptophyta, Magnoliopsida, Brassicales, Brassicaceae. Gene Ontology annotation, cellular component: cytosol. Bases 16 to 1119 code for a protein of 367 amino acids.
UACCAGAGUGAAACCAUGACUUCAAAACCUUUAAACCAUGUCUUACACCCUUAUAUAAACUACACUAACCUUCGUUCACUUAUCCUCAUCUCUAUUGUCUUCCUUCUCAGAUCUCUCGAACACAAACUAGAACUCGUUCCAAUGGCGUCAAACCUAGACAAAGGCCUCAUCGUGAGCUUCGGCGAGAUGCUCAUUGACUUCGUCCCCACGCAAUCCGGCGUUUCCCUCGCUGAGUCCACCGGAUUCCUCAAAGCUCCAGGCGGUGCUCCCGCCAACGUCGCCAUUGCAGUCACGCGUCUCGGUGGUCGAGCAGCUUUCGUUGGAAAGCUCGGUGAUGAUGAGUUCGGACAUAUGCUUGCCGGAAUCUUGAGGGAGAACGGUGUUGAAGACAAGGGGAUCAACUUCGACAAGGGAGCUAGAACCGCACUCGCUUUCGUCACGUUGCGUUCAGACGGGGACAGAGAGUUUAUGUUUUACCGUAACCCGAGCGCCGACAUGCUUCUCCGACCAGAUGAACUCAACCUCGAACUAAUCAGAUCGGCCAAAGUGUUUCACUAUGGAUCAAUAAGUUUGAUAACGGAGCCAUGCAGGUCGGCUCACUUGAAAGCAAUGGAAGUGGCGAAAGAAGCUGGAGCUCUUCUUUCCUACGACCCUAACCUAAGGGAACCUCUUUGGUCAUCCCCUGAAGAAGCUAGGACACAGAUCAUGAGCAUCUGGGACAAGGCUGAGAUCAUCAAGGUCAGCGACGUCGAGCUAGAGUUCCUUACCCAAAACAAAACGAUCGAUGAUGAGUCAGCGAUGUCUCUGUGGCAUCCGAAUCUGAAGCUCUUGCUUGUUACCCUCGGUGAAAAGGGGUGUCGUUACUACACUAAGGGUUUCCAUGGAUCCGUUGAGGCUUUUGAUGUGAACGCGGUGGAUACUACCGGAGCUGGAGAUUCAUUCAUCGGCGCGUUUCUAAGCCAGAUUGUUGAUGAUCAGACUGUACUCGAGGAGGAAGAGAGGUUGAGAAAAGUGCUGAGGUUCGCAAACGCUUGUGGAGCCAUCACGACGACCAAGAAGGGAGCCAUUCCAGCUCUUCCUUCAGAGUGUGAUGCUCUCUCUCUUCUUAAAGACAAAUAGAGAGACCUAGUAACAACAACCUUUUAAAUUUACAAAUGUGCGCUUUGUCUUGCUGAUGAUUUUUGUUUGAAAUAAUAAGGAUCCUAAUGUUGUUAUCUUUUCUAUUUAUAUCUUUCUGAGCAUCUCUUGCUAGUAAUAAAAAAAAUCAGAGUUUUUUUUUUAUAUUUUUGAGUGGAAAUCUUUGAUACAAAAAGACACCUACAAUAGUAAAAUUGACCUAAAAGGACACCUUCCGUGUUGGAGACGUCACUCUGUUUAAGA